AGGGACCGAACCCUCAACCUCAUGGUUCCUAGUCGGAUUCGUUAACCACUGCGCCACGACGGGAUCUCCCGGGGUCCACAUUUUGAUGGAAAUCUUUUAGUGGCGUCCCUGAGAGGACAAGACGCAAGGAGACCACCUGGCCUGUGGACAAAAAAAAAGCAAAACAAAAGACAAAAAACCAUUAAGGGCUCCAUAGACAAAAGUCCUCUUCCAGUUCUGUAAGUUUAGGGAGCUCCCUGGAAGUAGAAAUCCAUUCUUUACCUUCUCCUUCCAGUCUUCCACCCCUCGCUGUUUUUAGCCAGUUCACACCCCUUGGGCUUUAGGCCAGUUGAUGCCACCGCUCAUAGACUUCGGCCUUGUCCUCUGCUGGCCUGGUCACUGUUGCCUUCUUCCCAAGGGAUGCCCGAUCUCCUUAGGAGUCCUGUAAGGGCUCGACUUGUCUAAUCCUUUUUCCUUUGCUAUUACCUCGAAUGGAGCUGUAGGGGCAGAGGAAACAGACCUCUAGAAGUUGAGACCAUGCCUGUGGGGAGAAGGAGUUGAUAACUAAUAUACAUCCAACGUAGGCCGAGGGUUUCGUCUCAGAGCCCGGGCAUGGUCAGCUUUGCAUUUUGCUCGUUACUUUCUCCGUGGCUGAAGAAACCGACAGCUGGUUCAUCCAAUUUACCCGUUAACUGUGGCGUAGGCGCUUCCCUAAUAUUAACAGAGGGCAUGUCAGCACGAGCAUCUUAGGAUUCGGAAACUCAGGACAGGGCCUGUAUGCCUGGGUUUUCUUCACCUCUGUCCAGAGACAGGCAAUGGGCAGGGACAGCGGGAGACGAGCUCCACUGGUAGAGAGUGGUUAAUCCCAGUCGGAUUAACUGAGGUUGGAUGGGACGUUUCCCCACUAAUGCCUAGCUGCUCCGUACAAGAGAGGGGACCCCUCACAUAACCGAGAAAGGACAGUAGGUGCUGGACGCCGGUCUUGUCUGUUUUUCCGGUGGGAGCCACAUCCUGGGGGCCUGGUGCAUGGCUCAGUAGCAACUCUUCUGACAUGUGCCUUGAGAGACGGAAAAGUUUUGACUCUCGAACUCUGGGACAGAAAUGUCUUGUUUUCUUUUGCCUGAAAGCCUGGCCCCUGUAUAACCUGUUGGACGGGGAGCAAGGGCCGUCUCAGGGCUCUCUAGGUUAUAAUGCUGCUCUCCAAUUAGACCUGCUUUGUAGACGAGAAGGGAAAUGCUCAGAGGUGCCUUAUGUUCAGAUCUUCUUUGCAACAAGGGAAGACGCCGAACUGAGGAGGGCUUGUGGAUUUCCUCAGUGCGUGAUGCCAGCUCCCCCAGGACCUGGAUGCCCACCAUGUCCUGGCCCGAUUGGGUCAGACCCUCCCGAAGUUAAUCAGCCUUCUCCAGUACUGCCCACGGCUCCUCCUCUGCCUGCUCCAGUGCCAAAGUUCUAUCCCUCUUUGCUCCCCUUGCAGGAGGUAGCUAACGGAGAAUGGGGACCAAUACGGGUCCAUGUGCCUUUUUCGCUUCAGGACUUAAGGUAGAUAAAAACAGAUUUGGGGAAGUUUGCUGAUGACCCAGAUAGACGUAUUGAGGUCUUUCAGGGUCUCGCGCAGUCCUCUGAGUUAGCCUGAAAGGACGUCAUGUUAUUGCUAGACCAGACAUUGAGUAUAAGUGGAAAAAAAGUCUUAGGAGAUGCUCAGAGCUGGGGAGAUGACGGGUGUGCUGUAAAUGCCAGAGGCAGAUCAGAGGAGGAACGAAGGAGAGUCCCCAGAGGGUGUCAGGCAGUUCCUAUGAGCGAUCCUAACUGGUCUGCCGGUGAGGGAAUAAAGAAUUGGCAUAGAAAUCACUUUAUUACUUGUAUAGUUGAGGGGCUAAAAGCUACACGGGUAAAGCCUGUUCACUGCUCCAAACUGUUGGAGGUUUGUCAAGGGAAAGAGAGAACUUUCUUAGGCUCAGAGGCACUGAGAAAACAUAACACCAAUGGACCCAGAAUCAGCGGAGGGCCAGAUAAUUCUUAAAGACAAAUUUAUUUAUUUUUUGUUUUUCAAACAUUUUUUAUUAUUACUCAAUGAAUUUAUUACUUUUAUAGUUGUACAAUGAUCAUCACAAUCCAAUUUUAUAGGAUUUCCAUCCCACAACCCCAGCUCAUGCCCCCACUCUCCGAACCGUCUCCUUUGGAAACCGUAAGUUUUUCAAAGUCUGUGAGUCAGUAUCUGUUCUGCAAAGAAGUUCUUUGUGUCCUUUUUUCAGAUGCCACAUGGUAAAGACAAAUUUAUCACUCAGUCAGCACCAGAUAUACAGAGAAAGCUCCAAAAAUUGGCUCUUGGUCCUGAUCAGGACCGGCAGCACCUCCUUAGAGCAGCAACUACAUCAUAGUCGGGACCAGGAAGAAGGAAAGGAGAACCAGAGGAGGCACAGAGAAAAGCCUGAGGCUCCAGUUUGCAGCUACAGGGAGUCAGCGGGGAGCUUCCAAGGCCAGAGGACUAGGGCAGAGACCUGAGCCAGGAGCCUGUUUCCUCUGUUCCUCUGUGGAAAAGAGGACACUUUAAAUGGGAAUGCCCCCAAGCUCAGGCCACCGCACCUAGGCCUCUAGGCAUAAACCCCCCUAUUGGACAAUGGUGGUGGUGGGGGGGGCUCUUCUCCCCCCUCCCAGCAGCCCUGGAGCUAUUUGCUUUCCUGUAAUAAAGACUUUGCUUGCUUGCUGCCUGUGUGUUCCAGGAGUUCAUUCUUCAGCUGGGUGAACAAGAACCCGGAUUCCAGUAACAUCCUUCUGGCAUCGCUUCCAUGUGCCGCAGAAAGGCAGAAACACUCCAGAUGUCCUCCAAUAGUUACCAAGUUUCAAUCCCGAUGUCAAAAAGGAACACCAAUGGCCUGCCGGGGUCCAGCUCCAAUGAGCUGAAGACGUCUGCUGGGGGAGCUGUGUUAAGCUUUCAUGACAUCUGCUAUCGAGUGAAAGUGAAGAGUGGCUUUCUUUUUUGUCGGAAAACGGUUGAGAAGGAAAUACUGACGAACAUCAAUGGGAUCAUGAAACCUGGCCUCAAUGCCAUUCUGGGACCCACAGGUGGAGGCAAAUCUUCGUUGUUAGAUGUCUUAGCUGCAAGGAAAGAUCCGCAUGGAUUAUCUGGAGAUGUUUUGAUCAAUGGAGCACCUCGACCUGCCAAUUUUAAAUGUAACUCAGGUUACGUGGUACAGGAUGACGUCGUGAUGGGAACGCUGACAGUGAGAGAAAACUUACAGUUCUCGGCAGCUCUUCGGCUUCCGACCACCAUGACAAAUCAUGAAAAAAAUGAGCGGAUUAACAUGGUCAUUCAAGAGUUGGGUCUGGAUAAAGUGGCCGAUUCCAAGGUGGGAACCCAGUUUAUCCGUGGUGUGUCUGGAGGAGAAAGAAAACGGACUAGUAUUGCAAUGGAGCUUAUUACUGACCCGUCCAUCUUGUUCCUGGAUGAGCCCACGACUGGCUUAGACUCCAGCACAGCAAAUGCUGUCCUUUUGCUCCUGAAGAGGAUGUCUAAACAAGGACGGACCAUCAUCUUCUCCAUUCAUCAGCCUCGUUACUCCAUCUUUAAGUUGUUUGAUAGCCUCACCUUGUUGGCCUCAGGAAGACUCAUGUUCCAUGGACCUGCUCGGGAGGCCUUGGGAUACUUUGCCUCCAUCGGUUACAACUGUGAGCCCUACAACAACCCCGCAGACUUCUUCCUGGACGUCAUUAACGGCGACUCCUCCGCUGUGGUGUUAAGCAGAGCGGACAGAGACGAGGGAGCCCAAGAGCCCGAAGAGCCUCCCGAGAAAGAUACUCCCCUCAUAGACAAACUUGCUGCGUUUUAUACCAACUCCUCCUUCUUCAAGGACACGAAGGUUGAGUUAGAUCAGUUCUCAGGGGGUCGGAAGAAGAAGAAGAGUUCGGUGUACAAGGAGGUCACCUACACCACCUCCUUCUGUCAUCAGCUCCGAUGGAUUUCCAGGCGUUCCUUCAAAAACUUACUGGGUAAUCCCCAGGCAUCCGUAGCCCAGAUAAUUGUAACAAUCACCCUGGGCCUGGUUAUAGGUGCCUUUUUCUAUGAUCUGAAAAAUGAUCCCUCAGGAAUCCAGAACAGAGCUGGGGUGCUCUUCUUCCUGACAAUUGACCAGUGUUUCAGCAGCGUCUCGGCCGUGGAGCUCCUUGUGGUGGAGAAGAAACUCUUUAUACAUGAAUAUAUCAGUGGAUACUACAGAGUGUCAUCUUAUUUCUUCGGAAAACUGUUAUCGGAUUUACUACCCAUGAGGAUGUUACCAAGCAUUAUCUUUACUUGUAUAACGUACUUCUUGUUAGGACUGAAGCCCGCGGUGGGGUCCUUCUUCAUCAUGAUGUUUACCCUGAUGAUGGUGGCGUACUCGGCCAGUUCCAUGGCCCUGGCCAUAGCCGCCGGUCAGAGCGUGGUCUCCGUGGCAACACUUCUCAUGAUCUCGUUUGUGUUCAUGAUGAUCUUUUCGGGGCUGUUGGUGAAUCUCAAAACGGUCGUGCCUUGGCUCUCGUGGUUACAGUACUUCAGCAUUCCUCGAUACGGCUUUUCGGCUUUGCAGUAUAAUGAGUUUUUGGGACAAAACUUCUGCCCGGGACUCAACGUCACAACAAACAAUACCUGUAGCUUCGCAAUAUGUACUGGCGCCGAGUAUUUGGAAAACCAGGGCAUCAGUCUCUCCGCUUGGGGCCUGUGGCAGAAUCACGUGGCCUUGGCGUGCAUGAUGGUCAUUUUCCUGACGAUCGCCUACCUGAAACUGUUACUCCUCAAAAAAUACUCCUAAAUUCCCCUCUAGGUUACACCACUUACCCCCCAUUAAAGAGAAAGCAUUCUGGUUUCCA
This is a messenger RNA of Sus scrofa (pig), 4821 nucleotides long. The record is from RefSeq and is a predicted model, not a curated record. NCBI's taxonomy places the organism in Eukaryota, Metazoa, Chordata, Mammalia, Artiodactyla, Suidae.